UUUUUUUUCUGGAAUUCUCAGGUUCACCUAGUGCUGCGUCGUGUAAUUCUCCUGCCACCCAAGGACUUGAGAAUGUCAUCCACCAUGUCCCAUACACCCAUUCCCACUGUCGAUGAACUACGGAAUAAUAUAGAGUUUGUUGCUAUUGCUCAGUUUUUCCACACCUUCCAAUCGGCCUUUCAGCCGUGGCCGGCCGCCAAUGACUUUCAACGUCAGUUGACGCGGCUAUCCUCUCGUAGUGGACGUGGUAGUGAACAACCGGAAGAAGUCCAUGCCUUUGCCACAGAGGACUUGGAACACAUGCUGUUAAAGCCUGAAGAACGCCAUCGUUUGGAAGAACUCAUUGUACGCAUGCUUCGCUUAUUGACUCGCAAUCGCUUCAUCAAUGAUUCCACUUGGCAAAUGUACUUUGCACGAGCUUUCGAUAAGCGCGUGGACAGUGAAGAUAAUCCUUUUCGCACGGACCAACUUGAACACGAUGACAAAAUGGAAUCUACACAACAGGACACCAAAGACGAAGAAGAAGAAGCUAAUCACGAACUGUCAAAUUCACGAUCAGCCAAUGAACAAUUGAACAACUUUUUCACACUUCCACUUGAUGUCCGUGUUCAUUUACUUCAUCUCCUUUGCGAAUGGCAAUUAGAGGAUCCCGAACGUUUCCGCGAACAUUUGGCCAGCGAAUUCGAUGCGAUUCAAUGGCGCGUAGAUCCUAUCGGUUAUGAUGCCAAAGGCAAUUCUUUCUGGCUGUUUGAUGAUAAUCGGCUCUAUAAGGAGUCUCCUGCACCUCCCAAAAAGAAAAAGAGCAAAGCGUCGCGUAAACCGAAACCAAAGGUGGUACCUACACGACGAAGUACCCGCCGAAGUGCGCACACCGAAACGCCUGCCGUUGAAGAAGAAGAAGAGGAAGACGAAGACGAAGAGGAUUGGAAACCCUGGAAACUGGUUUGCUUGACUAGGGAAGAUUGGGAAAAGCUUCCGAACAAAUUUGUGAAAAGCGCGCAUCCGGAUGAGAAGCAGUUUUACCAAGUGCUCGUGAAUGACGUUUUGCCCAAAGUCAUUCCAGUAUUGGAAGAGCACGAGAAAGAGCUCAAAAAACAGGAAGCCCUGGCCCACCGAAAGCGAAGUUCACGACUGAUGAUUCGGGAAUUGGAAGCACUCGAAAGAAGUCAGCAGAUUCAACAAGCCGAACUUGCAGCCGCGGGUACCAAACGCGUUUCGUCUCGUAGGGAAGAAAUGGCUCGCAAACGUGAGGAACAACAGAAAGAAAUGGCCGCCAAAGCUCGCGAAGAACGAUUGCUUGAACGUGAAAGACGCGUCCUCGAACGUGCAAGAGCGGCAGAGGAAAAAGAAAAACGGUUGGAAAAACAAGCCGUCGCUGAAGCCGCCGCAGCGGAGGCGGCGGAAGAGCGCAAAAAACAGAAACAGUUACAACCACCGUCAGGCGAUCGACCGCCCGUCCCCACAAAAGGCAAACGUGGCCGGAAACCAAAAGCAGCAAAGAAAGGACGAGAAGACGAAGAAAAUUGGACAUUCAAUUGCGUUUGCGGGGUCUCUGGACAAAAUAUCGAUGACGGAUCUCCUAUGAUCGCCUGUGAACGAUGCGGGGUGUGGCAACACAUCAACUGUCUGAGAAAAGCAGGUGCAAUUGAUCCGCAUUUAAAAAGCUUGGAUAAAUGUAUUUUUGUUUGCUCUCAAUGCAAGAAACGAAAGGAAUCACAGGAGGAUCAGGAAGUCGAUAUUGACGGUAUGGACGACACCCCUCGAGAAGGAUAUGCUGCGAAAUAUGUAAAGCGGGACUUUGAUAAUCGAAUGCGCAUGCCUUUCGGAGCACCUCCGCCAGCUGUCAAUCCACCAUCAACCAUGCCGUCCAUCAUGUCUUAUCCAGCUCACGUGGUGAAUGGGUAUUCCCAAGCAGCACGAUUACCAUCUCUGCAACCGUGGUAUCCGCCUGUCAGUCAACCCAAUUUUGCUCCACCGCCAUCACAACCCAAUAAGAUGAUGCCACCCUAUUACGCACCCUAUCCACCUGCCGCAAGGUCUCCCAAUGGGUUGCCAACGGCGACUCAUGCGAGCAUGCUGCCUCCCAUUGUUCGACCUCCUUCAACUUCGCCGACUCCACCUUAUCCUAUGCAUCAUUCAUAUGGCCCAAUGUCAACUCCACCUCAAAACUUACCUCCUCAGAACUUACCUCCUCAAUAUCGAUUACCGCCCAUGAAUGGCUAUCCUUAUCCGCCACAAGGGCCCCGAAGAGACCAACCUCCGACACGUCCUUUGAACGAAUAACGAACCAGUCGUCCUCUUUGUCUCUUUCUCUUUCCCCCUUCUCUUCGUUGUCUUUCCUUUAGAGCCGAGUACCGCAGCGAUACACAUAAAAUAGGUUGUGGCACCAUUUUCAGAGGGUGUUACAUGCUAUCAAGAAUCUAUUAUUUAAUUGCAUAAUCAAGAUGAUAGAUUGAUUUUCAACAUGGAAAUAAACAAAAGA
Messenger RNA from Radiomyces spectabilis, 2482 nucleotides. RefSeq lists its product as uncharacterized. Gene Ontology annotation, cellular component: RSF complex. Lineage: Eukaryota; Fungi; Mucoromycota; Mucoromycetes; Mucorales; Radiomycetaceae. The record is from RefSeq and is a predicted model, not a curated record. Gene Ontology annotation, biological process: regulation of DNA-templated transcription. The coding region runs from base 73 to 2283 and encodes 736 amino acids. The transcript is spliced from 8 exons.